UUGAAUAAAGGCAACAUCCAAGUAAACCAAUGUAAAUGUCAGGUAAAUGUCAAAGUCAUUGUCUGAGUUGGUGACAGAGCUGUACAAAGUUCUACAGAGCUCAUAAACAGUGUAGUAGAGAAGAUGUUGUGCUUUUAUAUUUCUCUUCUGAUGGUCCUUUUUGGGAUGGCUACAGGUCUUACAAGAGAAUACAAGUACUUUCCCAUGACCAUGAACUGGAUUGAUGCUCAGAAUUACUGCAGACAAAACUAUAAGGGUCUUGCUGUCAUCACGUCUGAUGAGGAAAACCAGAGGCUUAUAGAUGUCGGAGGACCCUUAACUUUGGGUUGGAUUGGGAUGUACAGAAGCCAGGUAGAUCCAACCAUCUGGCUGUGGGAAAAUGGAAAACAAAAUUCUUUCUUCGGGUGGGAGCAGGGCGAGCCUAAUAACAUACAGAAAAUUGAGAACUGUGCUCAGAUGUCCUCAGGUGGCUGGAAUGAUUGUGUCUGUGGGACUCCUUUGCCUUUUUAUUGUUACAAGAUUUUAGUCUUGAUCAAGGAGAAAAAGAUAUGGGAAGAAGCUCUUGAUUAUUGCAGAAUGAACUACACUGGCCUGGCCUCCCCGGCCUCUAAGACACAAUUACAGUUGGCUGAAAUGGAGAGCAGUCAGACCCAAACAGACAGGGUUUGGGCUGGCCUGCGCUUCCAGAAUGGAAAAUGGCUCUGGGUGAGCAAGGAGCCAUUGGGGACUCUGGUCACACUGCCCGCAUGCCCGGCUCCACGCUACCGCUGUGGAGCUCUCAACACCAAAACACAUGUUUGGGAGAACAGAGACUGCAAUGAGAAGCUCAAUUUCCUCUGCUACUAAUAAAAUACCUUUCCAAAAGAAUGAUGAUUCCAUGUAUAUGCUUUCAGUGACCUCAUUCAAGAAGAAUACAUACAUGAAACAACAAUUUCUCCAGAACUUCAGAAUAUAUUCAUAUCUAAAAACAUGGAUUAUUUGUAUUUACAUUUUAAAUAUUUAAUUAUUAUUUAUUAUGUUUGAUGUAAUUGCUUGUGGGUACUAGAUACUUUUUUUUUUAUUAUUUCAUUAGCUAGAACUAAAGAGUAAAAUGAAAACUGUUUCAAAGUUAGCAUUAAGAAUAGAGAAAUUCCUGCUGACAGGUUAAUAUGUAAUCUGGUGUAUAAAGUUAGUUUUCAUAUAUGAUGAAGGACCUCGGUUACCUUUUUUCUGUGUGUUGUUUGCAGACUUGUGCUCUUACUUUACUGUAAACGUUGUGAAGCAGUUAUCAACCUAGCUCAAUUAAACUAAAAAAACAAGAGCUAGUACUUCUACUAAGAGAAGUAUUUUAUUGAUUGUGACUUGUUUAUAAAUACAGUGCAUUAAAAUACA
Molecule: messenger RNA, 1371 nt
Organism: Pangasianodon hypophthalmus (striped catfish)
Lineage: Eukaryota; Metazoa; Chordata; Actinopteri; Siluriformes; Pangasiidae
Product: macrophage mannose receptor 1-like
Exons: 2
Coding region: 124-846 (240 amino acids)
Source: RefSeq, a predicted model, not a curated record